AUGUUUGAAGAUUUGCAUUCAAAAGGCCCAAAGACCGGCAAAGCAGUUAGGAUCAAUAGGAGAAACUGCACCACAAAGUCACGGUCAGGCUGUGUCACAUGUAAGACAAAACAUUUGAAAUGUGAUGAAGCCAAACCGGAAUGCUUCAACUGUCGGGGGAAAGGUGUCAAGUGCGGAGGUUAUGGACGAAAGCUCCAAUGGUCAAUGAAACAUCAGGUCGAUUUCUAUACGCAUAAGUCGGCAUGGCACAAGAACAGAGACUCUCAUACCAGGUCCGCUGGAUUGAGAUUGCGUUCCCCAGAAAUAAAUCGUGGUGUCUUGGAGUCCGCGGAACGACCAACAUCUUCAGGCUUGACCGAAUAUGUCUCGAGCCAGGCUGAAGCUCCUUCUCCACCAAGCUUCGAUACAUCCUUUCUCUUGCUUUCCGAUUCCGCAUUCGAGUUCGUUAACCACGAACCAGACGAUCAAUUAAUUUAUACUCCGGGUCUUGACAAUGAGCAGCCAUGGGAGGACCCAGAUCCCACCGUGCAACUCCUCGACUUCGGCAGCAUGUCUGAGUCUCAUCUCAACCCUCCGCCACAUAUAACCGCUCAGACUCACCAUGAGUCAGCCAAAGAUCAAGACUCGCCUAAUAACAUUGUUUCGCUUCCAGCCGCCAGAGACAAAGUGCACAGGGUACCUCGAAACAUCUUGAAUAUCCCGUCCCUCCUCAUCACCCGGUGGUUUGAGCAAGUGUGCCCUAUCUGGUCAGCCUUUGACUCUGAAAUCAGUCUUAACCGGACCUUGGCGAAGAGGCUGUGGGGAGAAUCAGAAGCGGUGCUCACCUCCCUUCAAAGCAUGUCAGCCGCGUACAUGUCGAAUCAAGCUCCGCAGAUGAAGGCCGCCGCGUUCCAAUACAUGCAGGCUGCAAUGAAUGCUAUUACGUCGGAGAUAUUGGUUCUUAAUACGAGGGGGAUAAUGCAGACGCUUCCUGUAGGAGUGUUAUUUGCUCUUGUGUGCAUGGGCACGAUUUUUGGCUGGAUCAACCGCCACGAGCUUGUCAAACGGCUGCUGAAAAAUACAAAAGCUAUUUUAUCAGAGGCAAAGCUACACUCCGAAUCUUUCUCAUCAUCUGAUCGCGAGAUGUUGAGCUUCUUCGUUAGCAGUACUCAAUAUUGGGAUACGUUGGUUACGUUCAUGGGGGUUGAAGAUGAGUCUGGCGCUCCCGUUCACGAUGACAACUCUGAGGAUACCAUGCUGCAUUUCGAUAUCAAUGGCAAUGAAACUCAAUACUCUACAUUAACGCCACAUCCAUGGACGGGAAUUUCUACACUGACUUCUCAGCUCUUUUGUGAAUCGAUAAAGUGUUGUCGAUCGUUUCGGAAGAAGAUGAGGGGCCAUGAAGAAGGUUCCGAGAGUUUACUUGAUGCUUUAGAUAUCAUGGCGAGGGCCGAGCAACUAGAAAUUAUGCUCAAGCAAUUGGAGUACCCAAAUCUGGAUGAGAUUGGCGAGACUGGGGACCGACUCACUCCUCGACAACAUCUUAUCGAAGCGGCUGAAGCGUACCGCUUAUCCGCCCUCCUGCAUCUUUACCAGACCUUCCCGAACACAAGCACAGAGGUAUCACCUAUUGGGUUGUUUGAAAUAGCUAGGGACGAUGUUAUUUGGGGUGAUAGAGUUGUUCCCCUAGCUUUAUACUUGACGGAUCUUUUGAAGAAGAUUCCCCCAGAAUCAGGGAGUCGAUCCCUGUUACCUAUCCUGUAUAUUGCAGCCAGCACAGGAUUACGCUUUCGGGGAGGCCUUUCCAAUGUCCAACUCACAGCAAGCCUCGGGGGCUCUAGCGGACUUUUGACUGAUCACGCCCUAUCCUAUUCCUCGCGCGACCUUUCUUGGAUCAGCCCGCAUGGAUCAUUCGACGCUUUCACCUCCGUAAGUGAAGACAUUAUUUUAAUCGGCGACGCCCGCCAUCUUAUCAUGCAACGAUUGGGUCUUUUAGAGAAUUGCUUGUAUCCAAAGCCGAUCGAGAUAGCAAAGAAUCUCGUCAAGGCGAUCUGGGAGGCUUAUGACAAUGAUCUUCUCGAUCAACACGACGUUCAUUGGGCUGACAUUAUGGAGGAUCUUGGCCUGAGGUCAAUUUUUGGUUGA
Molecule: messenger RNA, 2124 nt
Organism: Clonostachys rhizophaga
Lineage: Eukaryota; Fungi; Ascomycota; Sordariomycetes; Hypocreales; Bionectriaceae
Source: the annotation of a GenBank genome assembly